UUCCCGCGCUUGGACGUGUAUAAUCGUUGACUGAUCUAGCUGAAAUAUCUUGAGAAAAUAUAUUGAUUUUAAAUUCGAUUAAUUUUGGUAUCGCAAUCAAAAGCAUUAUUGUAAUACGAUAUACUACGAUAAGAAGAGAUGGCAAAUAACGGUGUCGAGCUCGAGAAAUCAUUGCAAGAAACGACCCAGGACGUGGAGCAGAAGAUGAAUGAAAAGGCAAACGAAGAACACGAGGAAUAUCAGUAUUUGAGACUUAUCGAGAAGGUUAUUCAGAGUGGAGCAAAGAAGAGUAAUCGCACUGGUGUCGAUAGUUAUUCUAUUUUCGGCACGCAAAUGCGAUUCAGUUUACGAGAUGGUGUUUUUCCAUUACUGACAACUAAACAAGUGUUCUGGCGAGCAGUGGUUGAAGAACUAUUGUGGUUUAUCAAAGGAUCGACAAAUUCCAAAGAAUUGUCGAAUAAGGGUAUUCACAUUUGGGAUGAAAAUGGUUCACGGGCUUUCUUGAAUUCCUGUGGCUUCACUGAUAGAGAGGAGGGUGAUUUGGGACCUGUCUACGGUUUUCAGUGGCGGUACUUUGGUGCUGAAUACAAAAACAUGUACACGGAUUACACAGGACAAGGAAUAGACCAAUUGAAAGAAGUCAUUCACAAAAUAAAGCAUUCUCCUGAGGACAGACGUAUUAUAAUGUCAGCCUGGAAUCCGGUUGAUAUUUCAAAGAUGGCAUUGCCGCCGUGUCAUGUUUUUGUACAAUUUUAUGUAAAUAACGGAGAAUUGUCCACGCAGCUUUAUCAAAGAAGCGCAGACAUGGGUUUAGGAGUGCCGUUUAACAUAGCGUCGUAUUCUUUGCUGACUUACAUGAUCGCUCAUGUUACUGGAUUGAAGCCAGGAGAAUUUGUACAUACAAUGGGAGACUGCCACGUCUACGUCAACCAUAUAAGCGCCCUUAAGGAACAGGUAAAACGCGAACCGCGCGAGUUUCCAAAAUUAAAGAUAAUUAGAGAAGUUAAAGAUAUUGAUGAUUUCAUUGCCGAGGAUUUCAAAUUGAUAGAUUACAAUCCAUACUCCAAACUCUACAUGAAGAUGGCUGUCUGAACUACCUCGCUUGAAUAAGCUUAAUCCUCUGAAAGAUCUAUGUAAUUUACAUUUUGUUCUCAUUCAUUAAUGAAGCUUUACAACUAUUGUAUGAUUCUUUAAUAGAACUGAUUCCUCUUAUACUUAGUUUCUCACUAGACAUAAAUGUAUAACCAAUCAUAUUAAAGAAUUUUACAGUUAUAAAGCUACUUUUUUUGCUGAAUGCAGUCCUUAAUUUUCCUAUUUAAUGUACUUAACUGAUAAACGAACGUACUAGAAACUAGUCUUUCUAUAGUAUUUCUGAUCAGUAUUAAGAUACACCGAUUAAGUGAUAGUACUUUCAAUUAUACAAUAUUUUUAACUUGAGAGAUAUAAAAAAAUUACCUUAAUAUAGCUCGAUUUCUCUUUGUAUAUGGGCUGAUGUUAAAAGUGAUGAAUUAUAUAUCUUAUAUUGUAACCUCCUAGCUAUACAUAUAUCAUAAGUAAAGUCUUAUAUACGCAUAUACAUCUAUGCUAGUAUGUAUAUAUGUGUAUAUUUAACUAAACUUAACUUUUUAAGAGAAAUUAUGUUUUUUUUUUCAAUAAAUCUUGUACCUUAAGUAUAUAUCAAUAUCUUCAAUACCCAUCACAUGUAAUUCAUGCAAAUCUAUCACGAUUUGUUUCUUUAUUCCAAUAAAAAUUAUCGCACGCGCUAUUCCAACUUCUAUAUUACACAAAUUUAAUUUUUUUUCCGGUCGAUUAUGAUCGACAAGUAUGGACGAUCGCAAAAGGCCUUAUAUAAGCAGCUUCUAUAAGUAUAACAAAAUUAUGUAAUUCUAUAUAUAAUAUGUAUAAAUUCGUUAUUUUUUAAAUAUAAAUC
Molecule: messenger RNA, 1930 nt
Organism: Mycetomoellerius zeteki
Lineage: Eukaryota; Metazoa; Arthropoda; Insecta; Hymenoptera; Formicidae
Gene: Ts
Product: Thymidylate synthase
Exons: 5
Coding region: 139-1092 (317 amino acids)
Biological process (GO): dTMP biosynthetic process
Cellular component (GO): cytosol; mitochondrion
Molecular function (GO): thymidylate synthase activity
Source: RefSeq, a predicted model, not a curated record